AUGGAUGAAGAGAAGUAUCCAGAUGACAUUCGGACUUACACAGGAAGAAACAUACUUCGGAGGCCCCUAUUCAUAAUCUACAUCUUGCUGGCUGUCUCCUACUUGCUGAUUGUCAUCGGCUUUGCAGUGACCCUCUCCAAAGCCACAACGCUGUCAUCGCAACUGAACGAGACAUACAACAAGAUGAAAAUCAACCCCUCCGGCCGUGAUCUCCACUUGUUCCCCUGUGGCCCAGACAACAGGCAGUGGGAGUACUUCAAUGGGAAGUGUUACUACUUCUCCUUAGAAACUGUUCCCUGGCAGGAGGCCAAGACGAAGUGUGAAGAGCAACACGCCAAGCUGGUUGUCAUUGAUGGUUUCCCCAAGCAGAACUUCAUACAGACCCGAACUAGGAAUGAGCGCUUUUGGAUCGGACUUCAUGAGUUGCAAACAGAAGGAGAAUGGAAAUGGCUGGAUGGUAGCAACUACAGAACAGGUUUCAAGUACUGGAAGCAGGGAGAACCCAACGACUACAUGCGACAUGAUGAGGACUGUGCCCAAGUCUGGAUCAAUGGGGAAUGGAACGAUUUCACCUGCAGUUCCAGCUGCUACUAUGUUUGCGAGAGGCCCAUGCCGAGCCCCCCUCCGGCAGCACCCAAAGGAAAGUGA
Gekko japonicus is the source of this 648-nucleotide messenger RNA. Its product is annotated as hepatic lectin-like. The record is from RefSeq and is a predicted model, not a curated record. Lineage: Eukaryota; Metazoa; Chordata; Lepidosauria; Squamata; Gekkonidae. The transcript is spliced from 6 exons. The coding region runs from base 1 to 648 and encodes 215 amino acids.